Cladocopium goreaui is the source of this 1809-nucleotide messenger RNA. The record is from the annotation of a GenBank genome assembly. NCBI's taxonomy places the organism in Eukaryota, Dinophyceae, Suessiales, Symbiodiniaceae.
AUGCCCAGGGCGAAGAUUCGCCCCAAGUGGAUUUGCUGCGUCGCGCUGGCUUUUUAUCCCUUGACUGCCUGGGUGGCGGGACGACCCACGGAGCGUCACUUUGUGCAGACUCUGCCCAUGAGACAUGCGAUGAAAGCGUCUGCGCAACAACCGGAAGCGUCAGGCUGGCGUGUGGCAGUGGUGGGUGCCGGCGUGGCCGGCCUGGUCUGCGCGCGCUCCCUCCACCGCAGCGGCUGCCGGGUGGAGGUCUUCGAAGCCGCCGACGGCGUCGGAGGCCGUGUGCGGAGCGACCGGGUGCCGCUGCCAGGAGAACCAGAGCAAGGUUCCUUCUUGUUGGACCGCGGCUUCCAGAUUCUGAUUGAAGCAUAUCCGGAAGUGAAACGGCAGUUGGAUUUGAAGCCCCUGGCUCUGCGCAGCUUCGCGCCGGGCGCGGUGCUGGCCUUUGGCCAAGGGCAGCUUCGGGUCGUGGCGGACCCCUUGCGGAGUCCCAGAUAUCUCUGGAAGACUUUGACGUCCAACAUUUGUUCCAUCCAGGAUUUGUGGCAACUGUUGCUGCUGCGCUUGAAGCAACUCUUGUUCGAGAGCCCGUACACACCCCUGGAGGAAGCAGAUGUUGCACCUAACACAGAGGAGUUUCUGUGCCGGAAGCUGCAACUGUCCAGCGAGCUGGUGAACCGCUUCUUGCGACCCUUUUUCGAAGCCAUCUACGUGACACCUUUGGUGCGCCAAUCUUCGGCCUGUUUUCGCUUCGUGCUGCGGAUGUUGGCGGAGGGAAGCACCUCCCUACCUGACAGGGGCAUGCAAGCAGUGCCGGAUCAACUGGCAGAAGGCUUGUCCAUUCAUCUGGGCUCUCCAGUGGCUGAAGUCAGAGCCCGGCAGCUGCGCUUGGGCGACGACUGGAGGGACUUCGAUGCUGUGGUAUUGGCGGCGGAGUUGCCGCAGGCGUCGCAGCUGGUGCCGGAGAUAGGUGGUCGCAAAGGCACUUCCAGCUGUACCUGGUAUUUUGCUUUGCCUUCGCCACCACCUGUGACGGAGCCGCUGAUUGUGCUCAACAGCACCCUGCAGAAGGCGGCAGAUGAGGAUGGAAUGAGGCUGGUGGAUGUGGCGUUCCCAUCACUGGUCCAACCCACCUAUGCCCCAGCUGGUUGGGACCUGGCAGCUGUGACGGUGCGUGGGUCUGAUGGUGGUGACAAGGAAGGCUGGCUUCGAAGUGAAUUGGAAGGUCUGUUUGGACGAUCUUUGCAGGACUGGAAGCUGCUGCGGGUUUAUCACUUGUCCUUCCAUCAGCCCUCCCAGCAGCGGCCCUUGAGACCUCGGGAGCCGAGAUCGACCUCGGGCGUCUAUCUCUGCGGGGAUCACUGUGCCGAGCCCACUUUGGAUAGCGCCAUGCGCUCUGGUCGUUUGGCCGCCGAGGCCGUGUUGAAGGCAUGGCGGUAACCUGGUGGGUCAUGGGCCAGGCGAAGCAGGUCUCAACUGAAGGAUCUGAGAGCAAGGCUUUGCGAUUUGUUCAGGAGUGUUCCCUACAGUACCCAGCUUCAGGAGUUUAUAAACAUCAAUAAACAUCUUACACUUCUCCACAACUAUCCCCAACUGGAGUUAUCACCAUCGCAUCCCGCUGGCGAAAGCAUCUCUUGCCAGGACUUGGAGAACCAAUGAGAUUUCCACGAGGUCACCAAAGUCCCACCGAACAUCCCUGGCCAUGCUGCGAACGCCGUUGACGGAGGCCAUUGCAACUGUGGACAAGUGGACAUGGUCGAAGACUUGCAGAUCAAGAUGGAAAAAUCAACCGCGGAACAAAAAGGAUUCCGC